AUGGGGGCCGGAGCCAACAUGGAGCCCUCAACGGGAUAAGGGUGAAACCGCUGUUGCCGGCUGUUCCUGUUCUCCCUCCACCAUGCUGGUGCACUUAUUUCGGGUCGGGAUUCGGGGUGGCCCUGUCCCAGGCAGGCCGCUGCUACCCCUCCGCUUCCAGACAUUCUCGGCCGUCAGGUCCUCCGACGGCUGCCCCAGCUCCUACCUCCUCAGGGCCGUGGCCCAGCUGCGGUCCCAGCUCCGGGCCCGCAUCCCUCGAGCACCCCCAGCUCCUGGCCGGAGCCCCUCUGCCUGGUGCUGGGUUGGGGGAGCCCUCCUGGGCCCCGUGGUUCUGAUUAAAUGCCCCCGCCUCUGCCCUGUGGCACUGUGUGAGGCAGAAGAGGCCCCUCCUGCCUGCUCCAGACCCUGGGUCGUGGAGUCCCGCUUUAACUGGAAGCUCUUCUGGCAGUUUCUACGCCCCCACCUGCUGAUCCUGGGGGCAGCCAUCGUGCUGGCGCUGGGUGCAGCACUGGUGAACGUGCAGAUCCCCCUUCUCCUGGGUCAGCUGGUGGAGAUUGUGGCCAAGUAUACAAGGGACCGUGCGGGCAGCUUCCUGACUGAGUCCCGGAACCUUAGCACCCGCCUGCUGAUUCUCUAUGGCAUCCAGGGCCUGCUGACCUUCGGGUACCUGGUGCUGCUGUCCCGCAUCGGUGAACGCAUGGCAGUGGACAUGAGGAGGGCCCUCUUCAGCAACCUGCUUCGACAAGACAUUGCUUUCUUUGAUGCUAAAAGGACAGGGCAGCUGGUGAGCCGAUUGACAACGGACGUGCAGGAGUUUAAAUCGUCCUUCAAACUUGUCAUCUCCCAGGGGCUGCGAAGCUGUACCCAAGUGGCCGGCUGCCUGGUGUCCCUAUCUAUGCUCUCCACGCGCCUCACGCUGCUCCUGAUGGUGGCCACGCCUGCCCUGAUGGGAGCUGGCACCCUAAUGGGCUCAGCUCUCAGGAAGUUGUCUCGCCAGUGUCAGGAGCAGGUCGCCAGGGCAACAGGUGUAGCCGAUGAGGCCCUGGGCAACGUUCGGACAGUGCGAGCCUUCGCCAUGGAGCAGUGGGAGGAGGAACGCUACAGAGCAGAGCUGGAGGCGUCCCGCUGUAAGGCAGAGGAGCUGGGCAGAGGCAUCGCCUUGUUCCAAGGGCUCUCCAACAUCGCCUUCAACUGCAUGGUCUUGGGAACCCUGUUUAUUGGGGGCUCCCUCGUGGCUGGACAGCAGCUGACAGGGGGAGACCUCAUGUCUUUCCUGGUAGCCUCCCAGACAGUGCAGAGGUCCAUGGCCAACCUCUCUGUCCUGUUUGGUCAGGUGGUGCGGGGGCUCAGUGCGGGCACCCGGGUCUUCGAGUAUAUGACCCUGAGCCCAGACAUCCGGCUGUCAGGGGGCUGCUGCAUCCCCAGGGAGCACCUCCAUGGCUCCGUCACGUUUCACAACGUCUGCUUCAGUUACCCCUGCCGCCCUGGCUUCCAAGUGCUCAAAGACUUCACCCUCACGCUGCCCCCAGGCAAGAUCGUGGCCCUUGUGGGCCAGUCCGGGGGAGGAAAGACCACUGUGGCUUCCCUGCUUGAGCGCUUCUAUGACCCCACGGCGGGCAUGGUGACGCUGGACGGGCAAGACCUGCGCACCCUCGACCCUUCCUGGCUCCGGGGUCAGGUCAUCGGCUUCAUCAGCCAGGAGCCAGUCUUGUUUGGAACCACAAUUAUGGAGAACAUCCGUUUUGGGAGGCUGGGUGCCUCCGAUGAAGACGUUUAUGCAGCUGCCCGCGAAGCCAAUGCCCACGAGUUCAUCACCAGCUUCCCCAAGGGCUACAACACCAUAGUGGGUGAGCGGGGUACAACCCUGUCUGGUGGCCAGAAGCAGCGCCUGGCCAUCGCUCGAGCCCUCAUCAAGCAGCCCACAGUGCUGAUCCUGGAUGAGGCGACCAGCGCACUGGACUCGGAGUCUGAGAGGGUUGUGCAGGAGGCCCUGGACCGCGCCAGCGCCGGCCGCACCGUACUGGUCAUCGCCCACCGGCUCAGCACCGUCCGUGGGGCCCACCGCAUUGUCGUCAUGGCCCACGGCCGAGUCUGCGAGGUGGGGACCCACGAGGAGCUCCUAAAGAAAGGCGGGCUCUAUUCCGAGCUCAUCCGGAGACAAGCCUUGGAUGCCCCACUUCCUGAGACCCCCAAAGGCCCCAGGAACCGGCACCCCAAGUCCUGAGAGGUCUGGUCACUGCCGAGCAUCAGUGCCCAGGGCCAGGGCUCAGCGCGGGGGAGCUCCUGGGGACCGAGGCCCCAGGAGGGCCCGCAUGCUGCAGUGGGGGCUGCUGCCACUGCUUCCCCUGCUCACGAUAAAACCUGGCCAAGCGGCCAAGCGCUGGACUAGGAAGAGUUUGGGACCACUGCCCGUCCUGCCUCCAGGCUGUCUCCUUCCUGCCAGAGCUGAGAGUCCUUGGGCUGCACAGGGAGGGAGCAGAGUCCCCGGGCCCCUGCUCUGUCUGCUCCCUCUGCCCAGUCCCUCCCCAGCCCCUCUCCCAACCCUGCCAAGUCUCCGCCUCUACCUGACAGCCUAAAGGUGUCCAGGCCACAGCUGCAGGGAAUGUUUGCAAAACACUGUUAGGGAGUGAGAAUGGGGACCCACACCAGGGUUUGUCCCACACCCGUGCCAGGACCUCACUCCCCUCCACUGACUCCCAACACGCCUCUCACAGCCCUGUGAGAAGGAGCCCACCCUUUGAGCUGACCCCACAAAUCCACGGUCCCCAUUCUGGGAACAACAUCCCUUCCUUCUUCCUGCUCCACUGAUGGAGUAGAAAUAAAUUUCUCUAGACCUUGC
Camelus dromedarius (Arabian camel) is the source of this 2839-nucleotide messenger RNA. It is a transcript of the gene ABCB8, whose product is annotated as ATP binding cassette subfamily B member 8. The record is from RefSeq and is a predicted model, not a curated record. Gene Ontology annotation, molecular function: ATP binding; ABC-type transporter activity; ATP hydrolysis activity. Gene Ontology annotation, biological process: transmembrane transport. The transcript has 16 exons. The coding region runs from base 83 to 2224 and encodes 713 amino acids. Gene Ontology annotation, cellular component: membrane. Lineage: Eukaryota; Metazoa; Chordata; Mammalia; Artiodactyla; Camelidae.